AUGAAUGAGGAGUGUGAGGAACUACAGCUGCGUUUGCCAGAUGAAGUUAUUAAUAAAGACUCGAAAGGAAAUGUAAGGAAUCGAGGCAGACCCCAGAGAAAGAAGGACAGCCAUUUUGUUGAGAAGAGAAAUGGAAGAAGGCGUAAUGUACUUUUCCCCAAGCGCAACAGAACGGAGAUGAGUCAGUCCAUUAAGUAUGGAAAGGACAUCAGAUAUAGAUCACAGAUUCUAGUGAACCAAAGAAUAGAAAAACGAGAUAAAUCUUUUGAAAGCUCGGAGUGUGGAAAGAAAUUCAAUCAGAAUGGCAAGCUUCAGCAGCGUCAAAGAACUCACAAAGAGGAUAAACAGUUUGAAAGCUCAGCAGCGUGUGGAAAGACAUUCAGCGACAAGAGCAGUCUUAAACAGCAUCAGAGAACCCACACAGGGGAGAAACCUUUUGAAUGCACAGAGUGUGGAAAGAGAUUCACUGACAGUGGCACUCUUAAAAAGCAUCAGAGAACUCACACAGGGGAGAAACCUUUUGAAUGCACAGAGUGUGGAGAGAGAUUCAGUCAGAGUGGCACUCUUCAAAGGCAUCAAAGAACCCACACAGGAGAGAAACCUUUUGAAUGCACAGAGUGUGGAGAGAGAUUCAGUCAGAGUGGCACUCUUCAAAAGCAUCAAAGAACCCACACAGGAGAGAAACCUUUUGAAUGCUCAGAGUGUGGAAAGAGAUUCAGUCAGAGUGGCCAUCUUCAAAACCACCAAAGAACUCACACAGGGGAGAAACCUUUUGAAUGCACAGAGUGUCGAAAGAGAUUCAGUCACAGUUGCACUCUUCAAAAGCAUCAGAGAACUCACACAGGGGAGAAACCUUUUGAAUGCACAGAGUGUGGAAAGAGAUUCACUAACAGUGGCACUCUUCAAAAGCAUCAGAGAACCCACACAGGAGAGAAACCUUUUGAAUGCUCAGAGUGUGGAAAGAGAUUCAGUCAGAGUGGCCAUCUUCAAAACCACCAAAGAACUCACACAGGGGAGCCUCUGGAAGGCUAUUUUUCUGUGGCCGUUUUGCACAUGUCCCCUUGGAGAAUGGUGGGCGACGGACGCUGGGGACAGGGGACAAAGGAAGGCUUCUUGGGAGAAGCAACAUUGGAAUGGACAUUUUGGGUCAAAAUUGCAGAGAUGAGAAAUUCUCACGAGCACAUCAAGCUGCCUCAUCCCAACUCCGGCCGGUUCGCCACCCGCUUAGCAAUUGUCAUCAACUGGGACUUGCUGGAAGCUCUCUAG
Messenger RNA from Heteronotia binoei (common prickly gecko), 1266 nucleotides. RefSeq names its product oocyte zinc finger protein XlCOF6.1-like. The coding region runs from base 1 to 1266 and encodes 421 amino acids. Gene Ontology annotation, biological process: regulation of transcription by RNA polymerase II. The transcript has 4 exons. The record is from RefSeq and is a predicted model, not a curated record. NCBI's taxonomy places the organism in Eukaryota, Metazoa, Chordata, Lepidosauria, Squamata, Gekkonidae. Gene Ontology annotation, molecular function: DNA-binding transcription factor activity; RNA polymerase II cis-regulatory region sequence-specific DNA binding.